UGGUGUUAAAACAAAUUUACGUUAUUAUCACGUUAACUUUUACAGCCCUAAUAUAUACAGUAUAUAUCCUUUUCCAAAAGGGACUUCCAAACAGUCACACACCACAAGUGAACGAGCACAACAUCCUGUAUGUCUGUAUGCAACACCAAAACAACUCUCUGAGACUCUCUGAGACUCUGUGAGACUCUCUAAGACUCUCUGAGACUCUGAGACUCCUUUCUGUCAUUACAUGUCUCCGUUUGGAGGUGUUCAGUGGGAGUUGUGGUUAAAGGCUGUACGAGUUCUUGACCACCUCCAGGCCAGACUGCUCCUCUAAACAUGGAAGUGUGAACUGAAUGAGGUUUGUGGUGGAAUCAUGGUUUCCUGUUAAUCAAGUGAAGAUGAAGCAUUGGAAGGAUUUUUCUUCCCGUGGAGCCGUGGAGUCUGAUCAACUAGAGGAAAUCCACAGAUGACUGCUGCUUUCUCCUGGCAAAAUCCGAUUUUUCUGUCUCACUAAUCCCUUGUCACAAUCUGCAUCCUGUAUAUCUCCCUCUCUCUCUCUCCCUCCGUCUCUCUCUCUCUCUCUCUCUCUCUCUCCCUCCGUCUCUCUCUGUCUCUCUCCAUCUCUCUCCGUCUCUCUCUCUCCGUCUCUCUAUCUGAGUGCAGCAGACCGUCCGACCCAUCCUGUCCUGUCAGGAUCCUGUCGGGCCGGUCCAGUAUCUGAUUGGGGAUCCUCCAUCACUACCAGACCUGGAUCAGAGGUGAUUACUAACUAAGGUGCACAGAUGAGUGAAGCCGAGGGGGGUUGAGAGGGACCGGUGGUGGGGGGGGGGAGGACAGUUUGGACGCUCUGAGCGAUGCGGCGACGAGCAUCAUGUCCUUAAUGAAAGGUGUGCCGCCGCCUUCGCUCCGAGGACUACUCGCCAGCAGCAGCCCUGCUCUGUGGUGGCACCGCCGGGCCAGCGCCGCUCUGAUCUGACCUGAACUGACCUGCCUGACUGCAGGGGCCCGGACGUGGACGGACGUGGACGGACAUCUCGGAGGCGUGGAAAAAAUGCGUUCGUGGUGGAUUUUACUGUUUGGCUUUUGGAGCGUCUGCGGGGAACUGCCGUUUAUAGCGGAGAACAACGCGGCGAUGCUGGUCAACUGGAACGCUGUCGAUGGGAACAAGAAGCUGUUCGCCAUCUACGACACCAGCGUCAACGAACCGGGCAACAUGUCCUACGUUAAAGAAACAGUAGACAAACUGCUGAAGGGAUACGACAUCAGACUGAGACCAGACUUUGGAGGUGCCCCGGUGGCUGUCGGGAUGAGUAUAGACGUGGCCAGUAUAGACAUGGUGUCAGAAGUCAACAUGGACUACACGCUGACGAUGUACUUCCAGCAGUACUGGAGGGAUAAGAGGUUGGCCUACGCUGGGAUCCCUCUCAACCUGACGCUGGACAACAGAGUAGCAGACCAGCUGUGGGUCCCCGACACCUACUUCCUCAACGACAAGAAGUCCUUCGUUCACGGCGUCACCGUCAAGAACCGAAUGAUCCGACUCCACCCGGACGGCACCGUCCUCUACGGACUCAGGAUCACGACGACAGCGGCCUGCAUGAUGGACCUGAGGAGAUACCCACUGGAUGAACAGAACUGCACUCUGGAGAUAGAGAGCUACGGUUACACGACAGACGAUAUCGAGUUCUACUGGAAAGGAGGCGACACGGCGGUAACCGGGGUGACACGCAUCGAGCUGCCUCAGUUCUCCAUCGUCGACUACAAACUGGUUUCCAGGAACGUCGUCUUUUCCACCGGUGCCUACCCUCGACUGUCUCUGAGCUUCAAGCUGAAGCGGAACAUCGGAUACUUCAUCCUGCAGACGUACAUGCCGUCCAUCCUCAUCACCAUCCUGUCCUGGGUCUCCUUCUGGAUCAACUACGACGCCUCGGCUGCCAGAGUGGCGUUAGGGAUCACCACCGUCCUCACCAUGACAACCAUCAACACCCACCUGAGAGAGACGCUGCCGAAGAUCCCGUACGUCAAAGCCAUAGACAUGUACCUGAUGGGCUGCUUCGUCUUCGUCUUCCUCGCUCUGCUGGAGUACGCCUUCGUCAACUACAUCUUCUUCGGACGAGGUCCUCAGAUGCAGAAGAGACUGGCUGAGAAGAUCCAGAAGGCCAACGACGACCGGGACAAGUUCGAUGGACCCAAGUCCCUCCUGGAAGGAGCCAAUUGCAGGUCUUCGUCCGUUAAACUGUCCAAUCAGGUACAAGGGCGUCGCCACUCACGGCGGGUCGACUCCCAGGGGAACAUUCUGCUGACGACCUUGGAGAUCCACAACGAGGUGGGAGGCAACGAGAUCACGACCACGGUGAGAGAGACGCGCAACUCCUCCUCCUCCAUGGUGUUCGACAAUGCGGGGGUCCAGUACAGGAAGCCAAGCACGCCGCCGGAGCCGGGCCACCUCAGUCUGGACAGGAACGCACAUCUGAAGAAGAGCCGUCUGCAGAGACGAUCGUCGCAGCUCAAGAUCAAAAUCCCAGACCUCACCGACGUGAACGCCAUCGACAGGAUGUCACGGAUUAUUUUCCCCUUCAGCUUCUCCCUCUUCAACCUCAUCUACUGGCUUUACUACGUCAACUAGAGCAGCGACCACCUCCGUCUAUCUGUGUGGCACUAAUGACUUCUUAAUGUGAAGAACUUCA
Molecule: messenger RNA, 2669 nt
Organism: Sebastes umbrosus (honeycomb rockfish)
Lineage: Eukaryota; Metazoa; Chordata; Actinopteri; Perciformes; Sebastidae
Gene: gabrb3
Product: gamma-aminobutyric acid type A receptor subunit beta3
Exons: 11
Coding region: 1034-2608 (524 amino acids)
Biological process (GO): monoatomic ion transmembrane transport; regulation of membrane potential; chemical synaptic transmission
Cellular component (GO): membrane; neuron projection; synapse
Molecular function (GO): neurotransmitter receptor activity; GABA-A receptor activity; extracellular ligand-gated monoatomic ion channel activity
Source: RefSeq, a predicted model, not a curated record